AUGGAAUUGUCUGAUAAUUAUGUGAUCACCGUUGAAAACAGUUCCCUUUAUCGUAAAUUAUUGAAGCUUCCAUUGACGGCAAUUUGUGACUUGGCUCUAAGAUGGUCCAGCUCACAUGGUUGUAAGCAUCCCCAUGAAGAUGUGAAAGCGACGACAGAACGUUGGAAGAAAAAGAAGGUUCAAAGAAAAAUUGCUGCCAGUACAGUUCUAUUACAGUAUUGGCCUGAUGGCUUAAAUCUUCUUCAAUUGGCACAACUAGAUUGCUAUCUACUGUUUCAUAAACCAAACUCAUACGUUUGGAUGUCUCAAACUGCAUACAACAAGAACAAUGAAAAAGUGAAUCUUUCUAUUGAUCCCGACAGCUUUAUCUCAGGUAUUAAAAAUGACCUUGGAAAACUUUAUAUGUCCCACCUUUAUUUUUGCAAACACCCCGAAUUCCAAAUGGUCGUAUGUCGAAUCCAGUUAUUUGAUUAUAACAAUGAGUUUUUAAGCUUAACCGAGGUAUCGAGCCACGAAGAUGAUAGAAGCUAUCCAGAGAUUACCCCUGAUUUUGGGGCUUCCAUAAGGAAGGAGCUUGUCACAAGAGCCCCAUUUUAUAUCUGCUUUCCUUUGAAUUCUCCAGUGGUGAUUCACACCGUUGGCACUGAUCUUUAUGCAAAGCUAAUCCUAGAGAGUGUUCAGAAAUGCAUUUUCGGAAGGGAAAAACUGACUUUAGUUCCAAACGAAGACGCUCCCAUUAAAAAUCUUAAAACACUUAAUAUUUUACAUGGAACAUCAAGAUAUGCUCAUUCGUUAGGGCCAUGGAGUGCAUAUGCCGAGUCUGAUAUUGAAUUAUCACCUUUGACAGAUUCAAAAGCACAUGAAUUAGUUUGCGGAAGAUCAAUAUUAUGCAAGACUUCAGAGUUUACCAAGGAGGCAUUGAUGGAGAAAACGAUGAUAAAAUUCAAAGGGAGAAGUUAUAAAGGACAUUUUCAUCGAGUUUCUGAAGCGAAGAGAAGAUUUGAUAAAAUGAUAUAUCGAUCUGCAAAUACCAGCGAAAAAUGUAGCAGUUCAAGCUUUAACUCAAACUACGCAUCUUUGAUUCCCGCUACUAACGUCGAGUUCAUUUUAAAGGACGAAAUAACAGCUCAGGAGAAUGUGACGAUUAAAUUUACAUUUCAAGGUAACGAUAUUUUUGGUGGUUUACAUGAAUUAUGCGACAGAGAUUUAAUAGACUUAGAAAAGGUGCCUGGUUGGCUGGCAGGUGAAAAUGGGCCUGAUUCUGGCCUAAUUGAAAAUGGUCAUUUUACAAAAGCUUACACCAAAGGACGUUUGAUUUAA
Molecule: messenger RNA, 1320 nt
Organism: Lachancea fermentati
Lineage: Eukaryota; Fungi; Ascomycota; Saccharomycetes; Saccharomycetales; Saccharomycetaceae
Source: the annotation of a GenBank genome assembly